Salpingoeca rosetta is the source of this 1248-nucleotide messenger RNA. RefSeq lists its product as uncharacterized. The transcript has 2 exons. Gene Ontology annotation, molecular function: sulfotransferase activity. The record is from RefSeq and is a predicted model, not a curated record. Lineage: Eukaryota; Choanoflagellata; Craspedida; Salpingoecidae. Bases 1 to 1248 code for a protein of 415 amino acids.
AUGCCGCGCGAUCAGUACAGCUACAAGAACUUCAGCUCGGCUGCCAGCAGCCACAGCAGCCGCUUUGGAAGCAGCAGCAGCAGCGGCGGCUCCAGCGGAACCAACAGCGACGAUGACGGCACCAGAAGCCACCGCAGCACCCUGCGUGGCGGUAGCAAGGACAGGUUGCGCGGGGCCGCAGCCAUUCUCAACCACGGCCGCCUCGGCUGGGCAUGCGUCCUCGUCUUCAUCUGCGUUGUUGGGGGCCUGUUCUACGUCAACUCGGUCCUCUCCUCCUCCGGCCUCAAGUGGGGCGACAUCGACACCAACAUGAUCCAGAAGUACAAGAAGCGCUUCAGCCUCAAGCCAGACAUGUCCUUUGGCGACUUUUGCGACGCCGUGCCGCCGGUUCAGUCCAAGCCGCCUGCGGCCAAGCCCUACGACGGCUCCCACAUCAUCCUCCUCUCCUUCCCGCGCUCGGGCAACCACCUCGCGCGCGGCGUCAUCGAGUGCCUCAUCGACACGCCCACCUUUGGCUAUCCAAAGGAGAAGCACUUUGUGACGCUGGAGCGGCACAUGCAGCACGAGGAGGCGUCGGCCAAGGCCAGCAAGCGCCGCCCCUUUGUGCGCAAGCUGCACGGCAUGCUCAAGCUGCCAGAGCGGUGGGACGAGUACGAGUACGGGCUCAUCUACCAGGUGCGCGACCCAGUGGAGGCCGUCCUCUCGGAGAACAGAAACUCGCCGUACUUCUGGCGCCAGUACCACGACGACAUGACCCGCAUCAUGCAGAACACGGCCACCUUCCUCAGCAAGCCCAGAAACCACCGCGCCCUGCUCUACUUUGAGGACUACUACCGUGACCCCAUGAUCAACAUCCGCAAGCUGCAGCACUUCUUCGGCAAGGACAUUGUCUCGGACGAGCGCGCCGAGUACUGCAACCAGGCCUACCGCAACAUCUCCUCCACUAGCAAGUCCCACCUCCAGCGCUCCAGCCACACGCACGCCCUAAACCAGUACGCCCGGGCCGAGUUUGGCGACGACCACCCGCAGGUGUACCUGCAGCCCAGCCUGUACGAGGUCAUGUCCCGCUACCCAUACUUCCACAGCUGCGACCAGGACAGCGAGGACAGCGCAGCGGCCAACGCCAACGCCAACAACAAUAGCACAGCAUCAGCGCAGGACGCAUCAUCAUCAACAGACCCUUCGCUCGGACUGCUCAUCAUCACUACCACUAUCACCAUCAACUACGAGUUGCGCUCUUUCCUUUGA